GGGAGAGGGGAAAGAGAAACACGCUCUUGGGGUUGGCAGAACGCGAUUCCUCAGUCGGGAUGCCGGCCGCGUAUCCUCUCGUCCAUUUGGUACCGUGAUGUUUAGUGAACGUGUGAAGCGUGUUCUAGGGACCAUUGGGAACCGUUCGCGGUUCUUCACCACGGUUUUCCUGGUUUCGACGUUCGCAGCGAGUGUUUGGACGGAUAAUACCACCGGUUCCGAGGGACCGAGCUUUACCGUACCAAUAACGAACGUGACGAUCCCAAUGGGCAGAGAAGCUGUACUCGCUUGCGUCGUUGCGAAUCUUUCUACCUACAAGGUAGCAUGGUUGCGAGUGGACACACAGACAAUUCUAACGAUAGCAAAUCACGUAAUUACGAAGAAUCAUAGGAUCGGAGUAACGCACACCGAGCGGAAAACGUGGCAUUUACACAUACGCGACGUGAGCGAAUCCGACCGAGGUGCCUACAUGUGUCAAAUAAACACCGAUCCGAUGAAGAGCCAGACUGGUUACUUGGAUGUUGUAGUUCCGCCCGAUAUUUUAGACUACAUGACAAGCACCGACAUGAUAGUCAGAGAAGGCAGCAACGUUACAUUACGCUGCGCUGCUAAGGGAUCCCCGACUCCGAAUAUUACUUGGAGGCGGGAGGACGGAGACACCAUAGUUCUUGGGAAUGGCGAGGACGUGAGAACUGUAGAGGGAUCUGUCUUCAAUAUCACUAAGAUAAACCGAUUACAAAUGGGCGCGUAUCUGUGCAUCGCUUCAAACGGUAUACCACCUACCGUCAGUAAAAGAAUAAUGCUAACAGUACAGUUCAGUCCGAUGAUUUCGAUCCAAAAUCAAUUGGUCGGAGCGCAGGAAGGCCAGAGGAUGACGUUGGAAUGCAAUUCCGAAGCUUUCCCAAAGUCGAUCAAUUACUGGACGAAAGAAAACAACGAAAUUAUAAAAAAUGGAGAAAAAUACAACCAAACGCUUUCGUAUAAUGAAUACAGAGUACAUAUGAGACUCACGAUAUUAUCGGUGGAAAUGUCCGACUAUGGGACAUAUAAAUGCAUAUCAAAGAAUUCUCUGGGGGAAACAGAUGGCAGCAUUAAGCUCUAUCAUAUUCCAACACCAACGACACAGCCGAGAACUACGACCACUACUCCAGCUCCCACUAGCGAAGAAGUUGAAAAUAUUCAGAAUUCGCGGCAGAGGCCAGAGCCAAGCGUGGAACCUAGUCUGCAUGAAAUAACCGAUUCGUCGCUGCCCAAUAUCGGUAGGACCGAUGAUUUACGGCUUCAUGGUAGGGUGAGCAGCGGCAGCUACAACGAUGCUGAAAACACUGUGGCAACAAAAGAACGAAAAAGCAUCGACGGCGAGGUACAAAGAAUCGACAACACGGCGCAAUCGAUGUCAUCCAGGGGUUCUAGUUCGAAUUUUCUGAUACAAUCUACAGCAGCCAUCUGCAUAAUCCUACUAUCUGCCCUGUCGUAGUCACGUCAGUGUCUGCCAACGAAAAAGAACGGUUAUUCGUGGAAAAUCCUUCGGGGAUCAAGAUUCGUCCUGUUCAUCGUCAUUUAUCUCAUCCGCGAAAGGGAUCAAUUAAUGGGUGUGCUUCGAUGCCGCAAAUUUAUCGACAACCAUUGCCUUUGCCGUCGUUUUUGCGACUGACGUCAACGAAACAAUUCGUUCUCGCUCGAGAUUUUUGCCAUUACGUUCGCAAUAGUAGAGACGAUUAAUGAAAUUUUCUAGUAAUACGUUCGGACACCGUUAUCAUCGGAUAUCCGGCGAUACUUGGCUAUAACUUUUCGUAUUCCCGAAAGUUCGUCGAUUCUUGAACUUGACGAACUUGCGUCUGUUUAAUUAUCCUUCAAUCUCUUUACCUUAAACCAAGCAUAAUAAAUUGUUCUUCUUUGAGUCGCUCGCUUUGAAAAUGCGAAUCAGAAUUUUUUCUUUUGACUAAUUUAUUUACGAAACGUAAUUUUUGCAUCAGCUAUUUCGUAGCUGUGGCUUGCGAUCAAUUAUUUCUCGUAAUUCUUGUUUACUUACAACGUGUGCUCAACUUUCACAAAUGAACAGAAUUAAAGAUACAAGAUAUUUUAUAUGCUCUAUAAUGAAACUAAUUGUUCUACCAAGGAGAGAAACUUUUAUAUAAAACUUAUUUGCGUUGAUACUUAAUGAAAAUUCAUUAAAAAUAUGCCACAGUUAGAAAGCAUUCGGGAUUAAUAUUUAAUAAUGUUGACGUUCUCGUUCCUCUCGUUCGAUAAAGAAACUACAUUUAUCCCGAUUAAGCAACGAAGACUUUUGAAUAAUUCAGCAAAUGACAACUCAUAUAUUUUUAAUUGUCUAAAAUGUUAACUAAUUGUUCUACUUAACUGUCA
This is a messenger RNA of Frieseomelitta varia, 2364 nucleotides long. RefSeq names its product neurotrimin-like. The coding region runs from base 98 to 1477 and encodes 459 amino acids. The record is from RefSeq and is a predicted model, not a curated record. Lineage: Eukaryota; Metazoa; Arthropoda; Insecta; Hymenoptera; Apidae. Gene Ontology annotation, cellular component: neuron projection. The transcript is spliced from 10 exons.